GCGUACGCUGUGCUGGUACCUACCAGUGCAAGUCUAUACCGUACUCGCAAAGUGCAGUACAGUAUUAGCCAGAAUUUCAAAAGCCAGAAGUACAGUAAAUACCCGUGUUUAUGCCGAAUCUUCGCCUUUAGGUGUUUACGCUGCAUUUUUGCACGAUUUUCUACAAAAUAUCGCAACUGCAAAAAUGCCAGGAAGCGUUGCAGGGAAAGAGAGCAGUCCAGUGGAGAAGAAAGUGGAGCAGGUAAAGAAAGCGGAAGAGGAUACCAAAACGACCAGCGACAAGCCAUGCUGCGGCGAAACGGCGGUGGCCGGCCAGUGCCACAGUGCGCAGACACCUGUGGAGGCCAUGAAGUCGCCACGGGAAAAAUAUUUGUACGUCCUGUGCCUGCAGUCGGAAGAGAAUGAACAGGAUAAAUGCGGAUAUUUGGCUACGAUAGACGCUGAUCCCAGUUCCAGCAAUUACGGGAAAGUCAUCCAUCGUCUGUAUUCAUCUGAUCCGAAAGAUGAACUACACCAUUUCGGGUGGAACAGCUGCGUCAGCUGCAAGAAUCCGGCCAUGCAGCACCGCUAUCUCGUUGUUCCCGGCAUCAACAGCGGUAAUAUUCACAUUGUGGACGUGCAGAAUCCCGCGCAACCCACACUGUUCAAGGUGAUUUCCGGCGCGGAAGUGGCCGAGAAGUUCGACGCCACGCAUCCCCAUACGGUGCACUGUCUGCCCAGCGGCGAGGUGAUGAUAUCGUACAUGGGUGAUAAGUACGGCGAAGGCAAGGGAUCCUUCUUGCUGCUGGAUGGAAAAACCUUCGAACCCACCGGAUUGUGGAAUCGCAAUGACCGACCGGUCAUGGGCUAUGAUUUCUGGUAUCAGCCGCGUCACAAUAUCAUGGUAUCCAGCGAAUUCGGUGUUCCUAACUGCUUCAUGAAAGGAUUCUCACCGGAAGACGUGAAAAACAAUAAGCUGGGAAAUUAUUUGCAUUUUUGGAACUGGGCUGACCACACGCUCAUCAAGUCUAUCCACAUCGGCGAGGAAGGUGCUGGUUCAACAACGCCUCUGGAACUACGCUUUCUCCAUAAUCCGGAAGCGUGCGAAGGGUUUGUGGGUGUGGCCCUGGAAUCGACAAUACGACGAUUUUUUAAGACUCCGGAUGGCGAGUGGACUACGGAAGUCGUGAUCCAAGUACCACCAAAGCAGGUUGAAAACUGGACUAUGCCCUCAAUGCCUGCAAAUAUUUCCGAUAUCAUCAUUUCCUUGGACGAUCAGUUUCUCUAUUUUGCCGACUGGCUUCAUGGAGAUGUGCGCCAGUAUAAUAUUUCCGAUACCAAAAACCCGAAAUUCGUAUCUUCCGUAUUUUUGGGUGGUCUCAUCUCGUCGGAUACCGGAAUUAAGGUUGUCGAAGACAAAGAACUGGAUAAACAGCCUGAACGACUGGUUGUUAAAGGGCAUCCCAUUUUAGCCGGUCCAAAUAUGUUGCAGUUGUCGCGUGAUGGAAAGCGACUGUAUGUUACCAUGUCGAUUCUGAACUCUUAUGAUAAACAGUUCUACCCGGAAAUGGUCAAAAAUGGCUCCGGCAUAAUCAUGUUCAACUGUUCUCCCGAUGGAAUGAAGGUCGAUGAGGAUUUCUACGUGGAUCUGCAUAAUGAGCCCGAUGGUCCGGCGCGAGCCCAUGAAGUGCGCUAUCCGGGUGGCGACUGUACCUCCGAUAUUUGGGUGUAGUUUUAUACUUCUAGCGGAAUUAGUCUUUCGAGACAUGCCUGUCUUUGUUUUAAUCAUUUUUCAAACGUGCUACUGCACUGUUCUACAGAUAUUAUUUAGUUUAACGUGCCGUUACGUGAUAUUAACUAAUAUCCAAGUUCAGUUUGCGUUUUUGAUAAACAUCCGUAAGCUAAAACAGCAAGUAAUAAAAGUAUAACGUUGAAAAUUCUGUGUACC
Paramacrobiotus metropolitanus is the source of this 1927-nucleotide messenger RNA. Its product is annotated as methanethiol oxidase-like. The transcript has 9 exons. Gene Ontology annotation, molecular function: selenium binding. The coding region runs from base 185 to 1711 and encodes 508 amino acids. The record is from RefSeq and is a predicted model, not a curated record. Lineage: Eukaryota; Metazoa; Tardigrada; Eutardigrada; Parachela; Macrobiotidae.